GUGAACGUAACGGAAAAGUCGUCGCCUGUUGAAUAUAGUACUACAUAUAUAUAAAUUCUAUUUACUUGACUCGCCUCGUUUCGUUUUUAUUUCUUGUUUUUUUUUUGUUUGUUUUUGUUUUGUAUCAACUUUACUACAGCAUAACAACCAAAACAACAACCAAAGCCGCCGAGCAACAAACAACAACAAACAGAGAAGGAGGGAAAAUCAUUUACAAAAAUAAAACAGUUGGAAUCACUGGUUUCGGCAUUUGAUCGCACGCAUCCAUCCGUCCAGUAAUGCAACAACCGGAAAAAAGCCCUCAGCGCUAAACUAACCCAAGCUCUAUUACCCCCAUUCCAAAUCCCCGUCCAAGACGCCCAUAAUUCCAAGAUGACCGACAAUGAAAACCAUAAUAACAACAACAACAAUAACAACAACAAUGAGGCAUCCAGACUGAGAAUACCCGAGGCUGAGCAGGCGGAGCACCUGCUGCCCAAGAAUGGAUCAGCGGGCCUGACCAAGAUAGCACCCCCUCCACCACCCACCCAUUUCCAUACCCAAUCCCAUCCCAAUGCCAAAUCCCAGCCAGCCCAGAUUCUUCCAGCAAAAGAAUCCCAUCCGGCGAAGAAGAGGCGAGACAAGAGCGAUCUGGGCGAAGAUUUUGUGGCGCCCGAUGGAGGAUGGGGCUGGCUGGUGUCCGUCGCCAGUGGCGUCAACAUUCUGGUGACAUUCGCCCUUGCCCAGCAAUUCGGCAUCCUUUUCCGCGAUCGUAUGGCAGGUCUAGGAAUCUCCAGCUCCGAACUAACAACCAUCAUCAACACACAGAUCGCUGUGUCUGCAUUUACGGGUCUGCUGAACGGCCCCCUUUUCCGACGCUACACAUACCGAGUGGUGGCCCUGGUUGGAUCCGUCCUCACCUUUCUGGGCCUCUUCUGGAUGGUUUUUGCAGACACCUUUGCCAUCUACAUACUGAGCUUCUCGAUCCUGUAUGGAUUCGGCCGAGGAUUGACGGUAUCCGCCUCCUCGCUGGCGGUCAACACAUACUUUAAGGUGAAGCGACGCACGGCGACGGCUUUCCAAUUCGGAGUUGCCGGCCUGGGACCGAUUGUGUGUCCCUACUUCGCCACCUAUAUGCUGUACGAGUUCGGAGUCCAGGGAACGACCCUUCUGUUCGCCGGCGCCUCCCUGCACACGAUUGCCUGUUCGCUGAUCUACCAACCUGUCAAGUGGCAUGUGGUGAAGCGGGAUCGCGAUGCUGAGGCACUGCAGCAGGUUCAGCCGUUGGCCGAGCGCGAGGAUCAGGAUGAGGAUAUUAUCAAGAAUGUCGUGGAGCCGGAAACUCCGGUGCUGCCACGUGCCAAUGACGGUUGGUUCGGCUCGAGGGUCUCCCUGAACAGCGUGGGCACACGCAAUCGCCUGAACACGUGGGAGAAGUCCGAUGGAAAUGGUCAUUUGGAGCUCAAGAGGCUGAGCAGUAGGGACUCGAAUCCCGGGCGCCAACUGCGCAGCAUUUCCGUGAGUCACAGCAUUAAGGAGGAGGAGGCCUUGGGCUAUCACUCGGAUGAUGAGGUCGUCCACAAAGUCCACCCGGUCCACCAGUUUCCCACCACCGAGCUAACCGAGAAGGAGAAACAAGAUCUGGAGGACGAGGAGGAGCGUCAGAGGCGCAAGAAACUGCCAUUCUACAUGAAAGUGGUGAUCUUCUUCGACAUGGAUCUACUGCGGGAUAUCACCUAUGUCAACCUGGCCGUGGGCAUAACGCUGAUCAACUUUGUGGAAGUCAACUUUGCCAUCCUGACACCCUUUAUCCUGAGUGAUCUGGGCUUCGACAAGGGUCAGAUUGCCUUGGCCAUGUCCACUCUGGGAUUAUUCGAUCUGAUCGUGCGAUUCCUCAUCCCGCUGAUCACGGCCAAGAUAAACCUAAGCAAUCGCACCUUCUUCGUGGUGGGUAUCCUGGGCAUGUGCGUGGGCCGCAUGUUCCUCUCGAUGACCACCAACUUCUACGUCAUGAUGGGCAUUUUCCUGUGGAUGGGCCUGAACAAGGCCUUCCGCACGGUCUUCUGGUCACUGAUCAUUCCCGGCUAUGUGCCGCUCAAGAGAUUGCCAGCGGCUGCUGGUCUACAGCUGCUCAUGUCCGGCACCUUUUCGAUGAUUUUUGGUCCGCUUAUUGGUCUGAUCCGGGAUCACACAAGCUAUGCGGUUACCCUCAACCUGUUGAAUGCCCUUUGCGUGAUGGCCUUCGCCGGCUGGUACCUGGAAGACUUCAUCCGCGCCCGCUCAAGAAAAUCGCCACCCGUUAAGUCCAUCGACUGAUGAGAUCCAAACAUUCAAGAACUCAGUGCCAGCAAUUAAUUCCAAGACCAAAUCCGUUCCCCCACAUCCAUCCCAACUUUAGCAAAAUGUUAUUCUUGUUAUCGCAUUUGCCCAAUGCCUUUUUUUUCAUCUGUACGUUUAUGUAAACUUAUUCUGCGUGUACAUUGUGUAUAUACUAUUCGAAGUAGCAAAUUAAUUGUAUUAAAUAUAUAUAAUUGUUAAUUAAUAUGCAUAAGCUGCCAAAAACUUAAAAUUUAAA
Molecule: messenger RNA, 2554 nt
Organism: Drosophila subpulchrella
Lineage: Eukaryota; Metazoa; Arthropoda; Insecta; Diptera; Drosophilidae
Exons: 5
Coding region: 373-2295 (640 amino acids)
Biological process (GO): monocarboxylic acid transport; transmembrane transport
Molecular function (GO): monocarboxylic acid transmembrane transporter activity
Source: RefSeq, a predicted model, not a curated record